AUGGCUCCCAAGAUCACAUCCAAGAACCUGUCCUACGACUCGUCCGCGCCGCCGUUCCUGGCCGCGCUCCGGGCUCAAGCCGCCGGCGGUCCGGGCCCCGACCCCCUCCUCGCCGCGCAGCGGAGAUCGGCCAAGAAGCGAUCCAGCAGCGAGGACGCCGAGGAUGUGCCUCUGGUGGUCGACGAGGACGGCAACGUCGUGAGCCACCUCGAGGUGGACAAGGACGGCGUCGUCGUCAAGGAUUCGCAGGAUCACGGCCUUGAUGGAUCAGCAGCUGCAUUUGAAAAGGAGACGACCAAGGAGUCGGAGAGCAAAGUCUCCAUUGGUGGACGGAAACGCAAAGUUGGAAAGGUCAUUGGCGACGCUGCGGGCAAGGGAGGAAAGCAAGGCGAUGCCAAAGAAGGAACCAAGGACCGCAAACCCAAGAAAAAGCCGAAGAAGAUCAAGCUUAGCUUCGACGAGGAUGAAGGCUGA
Molecule: messenger RNA, 474 nt
Organism: Ilyonectria robusta
Lineage: Eukaryota; Fungi; Ascomycota; Sordariomycetes; Hypocreales; Nectriaceae
Exons: 1
Coding region: 1-474 (157 amino acids)
Source: RefSeq, a predicted model, not a curated record